CCUGGAAUCGGAACAGGAGUCGAUUCUGCGAGUGAGGAAUCGAGCAGCGCUGGUAGAUGUUGGUCCGGCUUGCUGGUUCCUGCCUCUCUCCAUGGCGGAGGCGGGCCUGUUUUAGCCGGGGAAGGGCGUUUGUUUUUCGGCGGUGUAACUCGGUUAGGGGUGGGCCUUUUCUUUCUUUCUUUCCUUUUCUUUUUUUUUCUGGAGCCGAAGAAAGCCCACCUUUUCUUUCUCAUUGUCUAGAGCUGUGAGGAAUGUGCCGGUCUGAUCCCGCAGCAGAGAGAGAGAGAGAGAGAGAGAGAGAAAGUCACUCCAGCGUGUUGGGGCUGUUCUCCGCGGAGCUACCUCACUUUCAUCCGCCAGCUUUUUUUUUAAUGGGAAUAUCAUCGUCCACGUGUCGAGGUGAGUGGAAAGGAGUCGUGUUUUUCUUUCUUUUUGCGCUUAUUUGCGCGGUGAUCCUGGUGAUCAACUCCACUACUGCGCUCAGGAUGGAAAGAUCACCACUGACGGAGAUCGAGUCGUCACUUUGUUUGCUCGUCUGAAAGAAUGCAUCCUUCCACAGUGAUAAUUCCCCCAGCACACUUGCGAGAAUCAAGCCGCAGGGAAGUUGGACUAACCAGAAUAUCAAGCAGCAGUGAGGUUAAGGUGUGCACUCCUCAGAGUUCGAGGACAACAAUUUCCCAUCCUUCCUCUGUAGGCUUUCUAGAGCAAUAGGACUCGACUACACAAAUGUGUACCUUUCCACGAAGGCAGCAUAUAAAUCUUACAGUAGCUUAGUUUCAGAUAUCAGUAUGACUGAGUUCAAAGACACAACCAACCGCCAUCUCAGGCACAAACUUCAAAGUCUGGGGCGGCGUCUGGAUGAGCUUGAAGAGGCCACGAGUAAGCUCCAAAAGGCUGAGGAUGAGCUUCUGGACCUACAAGACAAAAUCAUCCAAGCCGAGGGAAGUAACUCCUCCUUGCUAGGUGAUGUUGAAGCACUUCGAAAAAGAGUUCUUAAAAUUGAGGGGAAGGAUGAGGAGGUGAGAAAAGCAGAAGACCUUUGCCGAUUGAUAAAGGAGAAGCUAGAAGAAGAAGAGAAUCUAACUAAGGAGCUUAAAGCAGAGAUUGAGCGUCUUCAGCUCAGAAUGACCGAACUGGAGAAGCUAGAGGAAGCAUUUGGGAAGAGCAAAUCAGACUGCACACAACUUUGCCUGAGCCUUAAUGAGGAAAAGAAUCUUACUAAGAAGCUCUCAGCUGAACUAGAGGCCCUGAAGGCCAGAGUAAAGGAAGUGGAUUCCUCUGAGGCGUCUCUGAACCGGGCGGAGCAGGCCCUGACCACAGAGAUGGAGAAACUAAAAAGCCUCACUCAGACAUUUGUUGCGGAGCGCAAAAAGCUCCUGGAAAAACAGAGAGAAGAUGAGAAAAUCAUUCUCAAGUUAACUGAAAAGCUUGAACAUCAGAAGAGCAAGGUAGGUUCGUUAGACCAUAGCUUCAAUGAGUCCCAUGAUCUUAUUAUUGAGGAUGACCUCCCGGCAGGCCUUAGUAGCAAACUGGCACGAAAGAAGAAGCUCUCACAUGAUGUUGGCUUGAGAAACAAAUCGGAGAAUGAGAAAAACAGCCUAGAAGGGCAGGAGGACAACAAGAUCAAAGACCUUACACAAGAAGUACAGAAUCUAAAGAGCCGUCUGAAGCAGCUGGAGGUGGUAGAAGAGGACCUGAAAAACACAGAAUCAAAGAAUGCUGAGCUAGAAGAAAAGUUUCAGCAAGAGAGGAGUCGCAACCAAGUGCUGAAUGACCAACUCGAGCAGCUGAAGAUUCAGCUUUUAAGCACUAAUAGUAGUAGUAAUGGAAGCCUAGUUGUUUCGAAUGCAACAAAUGUUCUUGAAAAUGGCAAAGCUGAAACUGAAGAGAUCAACAUACGGGGAGGCCUUAGGCAGGAGAAGAAGAGUAAGAUUUUGGCUGCCACUGAGGCAGUUAACCCAAAGUUUAAAAAAAGAGACAAUUCGCCGCAGCAACUGAAACUUAAGAGUAAAGAGCUCAGCCAGUCAACAGAGAAAUCCCCUACGCGGAGGGCCCAAAGUCCUGCCCAUAAGCCCAAGAAAACUGGGUUGAAAAGUGGGUCUUCAAGUACUGCUGACAGUGGGCUAAAAGAUGGCAACAGCAUUGAGGAGAAACAUGGAAGUGCCUUUCAGGCCACGUCCGUUGCAUCCAGUGAUAAAAAAGUUUCUGUACUUAGCCGUUACCCUCCUGCUGCCAGUGACCAAAAGCCUGUGAAGGUAUCGGGUAAGCCAGGUAACCCUGAAAGCAAGAAAGCAAGUAGAGUUGUGUCUCCACCAGAAAAAGACAGAGCAACUGAAACGGAGUCUUCAGGUCCUCCACAGGAGGUAACUACAGUGUUAAGUCUUUCCCAGGCAAAUGGGUCUUACACUGCAUACAGGUCCCAUGUAACGUCAACUGGUUUAAUUGAACAUGGAUCUGAAGGUCACUCGUCAGCCUCUGAAACAGAAUCUGUUGGAUCAAAGCGCUCAGUGGGUGAGCAAGACACUGCUCCUGUAAUAUCCAUUUUAAGUGGCAGAACAACAGAUUCUAAGUAUCCAAGGUACGCACGAUUGCAGGAUUCUCACUCAGGUGGAUCUUCAACAAGGAGCUCUUACGAUGAGGAGCAGCACAGGGCCCUAAUGAUGGAGGGUGGAUCUCAGGAACCUUUUCAGACAUCCACCGGAAUUGAAAUCCAACGUGUUUGCAGCCCACGUGAGGCUCUAUGCUCUAAGGUACUCAUCAAGCCAGCCAUCAUAGAGUAUGACAGGAAGGAAAUGAUGUCGGGAGGAAAUAUGGAACCAACACAUACCAAUGAGAAACCGAAAAUAGCCACCAAGCCUAACAAGAUGACCAGCAGCAUUACUUUCUAUCCCAAUGACCCCAGCUCUUCUCGAACCAGCAGUCGAAGCAGUAGUAUUUCAAGUGAACCUCCAUCCAAGGAACGACACACUUCUACCAGUAACAUUGUCAUUGGGCCGAACACUGAGCUCAGAGGCAGCAUCACCAUCCCCUAUGAAAUAUCCAUUCCCAAGAGCGAGAUCACUCUAAGGUCUGGUGAUGGUGAUAAUGACGACUCUGAUGUGAUAAUGACGACUCUUCCCAAUGUCCUAGAGACAGCUCGUAUAGAAACAACCAUUCUGUCCCGAAGCAGUUUGAACUUUCAGUCCCCAGAAAUAGGCUCUGAGCUGAACAACAGUGAGUCUGGCUUUGAGAGCAGCGGAGGUAUUACUACUACUACUACUACUACUACUACUACAGUCACUAGCCGGAGAAGCCACAACAACGACCAGUGCUCAUCCCAGGAAGAUGAUGUGCCAGAGAUGAGGAAUGUGACCAUUAGAAGUGCAUGGAGGAAUCGAGGGGCAGUAUCUAUGGACCAACUUGGUCAGGGACCAAGACAUGAUGGUUUGGAGGAUGAAACAGAAUCCACCACAACAUGGAGAGCGUACAGAGCUACCACUGUCCUGGACACAGAUGAGAAUUUAAUGUCUCCCAGUGUCACCACACGAAGUGGAAAGCCAAGCCCAGCAGAGAGGUACAUGCGGAGGAUCAGUAGUGGAAAUACUGGUAGAGAAUCUCUAGAGUCCUCACGCAGGAACAAAAGUGUGUCCCCUAUUGAUAGCAGUCUUCAAAGGAUCAUCCCUCAUGAGCCUGUCUGUGCCCAGCAACUGCAACCAAGAAUGCGAAAAGAACCUCCUGCUGUUGAUGAGAGUGAGCCAGCAGUAACCUCAUGGAGGAGGCAGUCAGCAGGCGAGGUGAACUCUUCUGAGCGGCUCAGGGGUCGAGGAGCAUGGACAGGCAAGGCUAGCGCCGGAGACGGGAGUCGCCCCUGGAGCAGCCGUCAUCAUGACAACUGACCCUGCGCUCCAUCGCUCUUCCACAGAGGUCCCAUGUGAGACGUCUCUCUCGUGUUUAGGCUCCGCUGCAUCUCAAUCCUCAGACAUCUCCCAUCUGCACUUGAACUCCCCUAGCUCCUCCCACACCUCCCCUCACCUGACCCUGGCCUCUCACACAGCUGCCCUCGUGUGUGCCCAGGACUGGACAAACGCUUGAAGAGAGGGAUGGGGAAACGGAGGACCAGGGGGAAGUGCUGCCGAGAUUUUACACAGUUUAGGGUGGAUCCCUGUAUCAUCUCUACUCUGGAAGUUGGACACCUGAGCUUUGGGACUAUGUGUUACAGCCAGGAGCAUCCUGUAUCUCAUAGAAUCUAUGCUUGCGAUUCUUUUUUUUUUCCCCCUCAUGAUCAGGAAUUUUGUCGGAUUCUUGCACAACCCAGGAUCAUCAUGCAAACACACAGCUUUGCACAUGUUCAAAUAUCCAGCAGGAAAACGGAAAGAAUCCCUGUUUGUGCUCACAAAUGAUCUUUUAUAUCCAUGCGCAAAUGUUUUUGUCUAUAUCAGCCUUCAAAGUGCCAAAGCGUCCCAUUUAAAAAAAAAUAUAUAUAUAUAUAUAUUUCUUCAUUUUUGCUCACUUCUGUUUGUCCUCAUGCUGUCACUGGUUAUGAAAUUGCACAUCAGAAAAUGGCAACCAGCAUUAAAUGCAUGACUUUUUUUCGUAGACAAGCUGCUUCUCGAACAGCGCAGGAUAACGGAGCGGGAUCACGGUCCAAUCAUCAGUAUGUAGAUAAAUAUUUGUGUAAGAAACUGGAUACCUGGGUGGUUUGGAUGCUCAGAGUGGAACUUGUACACACACACACACACACACGCGCACACACACUUGCAGGCUUUGCACAGACAGGAACAAGGCAUAAAGAGAAAGCAGAAUGGUGGUUUUAUUUCCCAGUACACAGAGGCUGAAACCACUUUGCUCCCAUGGUGCAUUGCUGCAGGACUGGGACAGCACUUCUUCACUGCAAAUGGAAAAAGCAGCAUCGCAAUCCAUCUGCAUCUUCAUGCGCUACCUGCUGACACGGGUUGCAGUGAUGUCACGAGCCUUGAGCUCUGAUUGGAUGAGAAGGGUGUUCAAUAUUACAGCAGCUACUGUGAUUGGACAGAGCAUGUACUCUGAAAAUGAGCACUGAUCAGGUUCGUUGUCGUCUUCUUCAGCUUCAGAUUUUUUUUUUUUAACAUACCGAAAUGCUGUUAUGAACAUGCGUCCUAUAACCGAACGCAAAAAAUGAUGGAAGUUAUGGGUCCACUGUCCUCUAGUCCCUGAAAAGUCAAUCCAAAUUUCACUGGAUUCAUGGGAUCUGUCUUUCUGUCUGUCUGUCUGUCUAACAGUCUAACAGUUUCUGCUCAAAACGUCUAUACCAUCCUGCCUUGCUGUGUGUAUACUAGUUUUCUUCAUCAUAUCUCUUUAAGAGGAAUCCGGUUCAAAUCAUUAUCGUUAAUUGAUCUUGUGCCGUCACGGCCAGUGUUUCCCAUUCCAACACCGUCCGCUUCUGCUGUCACGUAGAUGGUCUUCGUCUAGACAUUUGAGCGCUUAUUGCACUUAAAAUACUUAGUAAAGAAAGUUACAUUUCCAAUUCCAGUAUGAUGCUAAAAAUAUGCAGAAAUAAAACUUUUUUUAGAUGUUUUGCUUUAGAUUGCAUCAACCACUGAAGUUUGUAGAGAGAUAACAAGAGUGUAUGUGUGUGUGUGUGUGUGUGUGUGUGAGAGAGAGAGAGAGAGAGUUUGUGGCAGAGUUUGAGAGAUCUCCAGCUUUUAAGAUAAUUUGCAUUAUGUUUGACUCAGCUGUGCUUCCAACCCCCCAAAAAAAUGCUUAUACCAAACCACAACUUUUAUGUACUACACGUUUUGACACGUAUUCCAAAAUUCCACGCCGCUGACGGCCUCAACAGACUCCACUUCCUGUGUUGGGAUUUUCUGGUUGCUGUGAGACACCAGCACCCAUCACGCAGCCCACCAACCCCCCAAACAGAAACGCCUGCAAACCCACAACAGUGUCCUCAGGGUCGUUUUAAUGGCUGCUGAAAUGACGUUGUGGGUAAUGAACAGUGCCAUAAUUUCCACAAGGUCAGCACUGCAGCUAAUUAUGUCAUCUGAGGUGUUAUAAAUAUUUUUUUGGGGAGGAGGAACCGUUCAGAAAGAGAGAUCAGGGCUACUUAGGCUGCAUGCGGGGGCUUGUCAGGAUGUCGUGUUCGUUCUGUUCGUCGUGGUUUGGAGCCAGCUAGGGUGAAGUGCGUUGACCAAAACAGGAGUGUUUAAAAAAAGGAGCUGUAUAAUGCUGUAGGUGGCUUUAAACUAGUAUGUAGGGGACAUAAUAAGUGCACUGCAGUAAUAGUAUAAAUCUGUCUUGGUGUCUUCAUGACUGUUGAGUGCUGUAGUGUUUUUUGUGGUUUGGAAUCAAAGGUAUUUUUAAAGCACCGGAGUAAAACUAAUGCUGUAGCUGAUGAUGUAGUCUUCAUACAGAGCUGUAAGUGUUGUGCGUUCAAGGCGUUUAUUCGUUUUUUUUUUUUUUUUAUUAUUUCAAAAUGAACAUGGGGAAGACAAGAAAACAAGGACACGGCUUUUCAUUUUAUUUUUGCACUAAACUAAGAAACUAAUUCUUUUUCUCCCCCCAUGAAAAGUAUUUCUAAUUAAAACAAUUAAAUUUGUUUCUACUAGUCUCACUAGUCUAGAAAUUACACAUUCAUCAAUCCAGAUAUGAAAAAACACCACAGCGUGAACAGAGGCGUCCUGGACGUACCGGUAACGUUAUUUUACACGCAAUUCUGUGGUUAAGGUGUAAUAUUCUGUUUUCUGCUUAAUAUAAAAGAUAUGAUAAAAAAAUGGGAUCGGCAUAUGCAGAAAUAAAUUUUGGGAUGAUUAAAAUAUUCUUAAAUUGCAGCACCUGAAAAAUCCUGCCCUUUUUUUUU
Molecule: messenger RNA, 6814 nt
Organism: Pangasianodon hypophthalmus (striped catfish)
Lineage: Eukaryota; Metazoa; Chordata; Actinopteri; Siluriformes; Pangasiidae
Gene: luzp1
Product: leucine zipper protein 1
Exons: 5
Coding region: 789-3875 (1028 amino acids)
Source: RefSeq, a predicted model, not a curated record